Molecule: messenger RNA, 699 nt
Organism: Brassica oleracea var. oleracea
Lineage: Eukaryota; Viridiplantae; Streptophyta; Magnoliopsida; Brassicales; Brassicaceae
Exons: 2
Coding region: 1-699 (232 amino acids)
Source: RefSeq, a predicted model, not a curated record
AUGGGUGUGGUGAUGGGGAGAGAUGAGAAGGUUAAUAUCCCACAUCUGUACAUGAAGUUGGUGAUGGAUUUGGAGAAGCUUCGUAAUUACCCAUGGGGUCUGUACUCAUUCGAUUUUCUGCUGAACCAGAUUGAUAAAACAAGGGAUAAAUUGGAGCAGAAAGAUGAGUACCUCAUGGAAGGAUUCUUGUUUGGUUUCCAGAUUUGGAUAAUGGAAGUUAUUCCUGCUUUAGGAGAGAUUUGUGGCACCAAAGUCAGCGACAAUUUCACAGGUCCUUUGUGUGGUAAUUGGAGAGGAUGUGGAAAUUUGCAUUCAUUCAUGGAAUUCCACAGAGAUGGAGUGGUCCUGUUGGCUACUGAUUUUGCAAGAAAGGAUGAAAAGAAAGAAGAAAGAGCGGAUCACAUUGUGGAUAUGAUCCAAAGAAAACAUGAUUGGAGCAAUCAUGUUUGGGGAGUAAAAAAAGUUACAAGCUCUGAAUUUGAGGAAGCAGACAAAGAGGAAGGAGAGGAUCAAACACCUGGUACUGAAAUUGGCGAGAACAGUCAUGUUGCAGAGAAUGUUGAUGGCACAAUUGAUGUUUCAGGAAGAAACAAGAGAAAGCAUGCGGAUCGAGGAGCAGAGUCAAGGAAGAAGAAGGUGUUGUGCCAACUAGCUGUUUUAUCGAAAGGGAACAUUGACACAAAUAUGAAAAGUUCUUAG